Psilocybe cubensis is the source of this 1941-nucleotide messenger RNA. RefSeq lists its product as uncharacterized. The coding region runs from base 1 to 1941 and encodes 646 amino acids. The transcript is spliced from 4 exons. NCBI's taxonomy places the organism in Eukaryota, Fungi, Basidiomycota, Agaricomycetes, Agaricales, Agrocybaceae. The record is from RefSeq and is a predicted model, not a curated record.
AUGGAGUUGGAGAACGAGAGCUACCUCUUCAAACCAGCACGCCCAGACCAGCAGGUUGCGGUACUGCUUCUUAUUGAGAACUCACCAGCAAUGUCACAACACUGGCCGUAUCUUCGAGACACCUGUCUCGAUACACUUGCUGCAAAACUAGAGCAUGCAAAUAAUUCUGCGCUGAUAACAGUGUCGGUACUUGAGAGUUAUCCUUGCCAUAGUCCAAGCCCGAAUCCUUCUCUCCCUCGACAGUGCCAUGGCGGAUUCCGCGAAGGAAUUAACACCGUGCAAUUUAACCCUAUCCCGGAGAACUCGAUUUCCGCUGGCCACAUAAGCAGUUGCAUCGACACUCUUAAUCAGCAAAAUUUCCGUGUUUCACUUCCCGCACUGCAUCUAAUUAUCGUCGCUGCUAACAUGCCGUCCGAUGACGACUAUGGGGUCCCAUGGGCUGGACAUGGAUAUUCCUCUCCGUGGGUGUAUCUUGCCAACGAAAUGAGAGCGGCCGGUGGACGAAUAGGACUACCUCGAAGAAAUUCGUACCCACUUCCCGAUAACUUCUGUCGCGAGGUUUUCGAUGAGGCGACCGGGGCACCUGUUUCUAACGAGCCCGAUCAGCCUCAGAGUCUUGUGUCGCAAUUACAGCAAUAUCAUGGACUGACUAAAAAGAAAGUAUACGGUACGAAGCCGACCCGCCAACCGUUCUUCCGAGAUGAACGUGUCGAAAAGCACCGUCAACUUCCUGCUCCACUCAUCAUGCCUUUAGCUGUAAUGAACUCUGUGCCUUCUCCAACUAGCGGUGGAAGGCCCCUUUCGCACUCUCGGAUUGAUCGUAUGAAUCGGGUAAGUCAGGCUAGCCCUACAGAUAUGCAUCGACGCCAAUACUCUGGUUGGCCACGGCGGGGGUCCCGCAUGUCUACUCCUGAGGCCGACCAUUCCUGGACCACCCCUCCAUCUCACACUGACAUGUCACCUGGUGGAUCGUACACAACGUCUGAUCUUUCUGCUACGGUAACCCCUAUUGUACCCAUUGACGAUGUUUACGGUCACCAGUCUGCUCCCGUUACAUUACCUUCCCCGCCGACUCAUGUGAUGCCCGGGACGGGUGUAUAUGGUGCAACAGGCAGAGCAGAGAUGAACUGGUCCACCCCUCCGAUGCAACCACCUCAAGGUCCGCAGCAGUAUGUUAACCACUAUACCCCUGGUUUGCCGUCCUAUAUCCCUGCAGAGAUGCCUCAUUAUGGAUAUUCUGAUAAUAGCCAACCUUCCUACUCAGUUGAGCGAGUGACCGGCGCGAUGGCAGCGCCUUCCGAACUCGCGAGGGCUUCAAAUUUGGCGCCGCGUACGACCCAUCCCCCAAUGCCAUUGUCCCCGCCCAAUACUGUGCCUCCCCAAGGGCAUCACGUUGCAUCGGGCGCAUCUCCAUCGGCAAUUCCCCCACUCCCCCAGCCUCCAGUCCACGCUCCCCCGCCACAACCAUCUGGUCACGUCGAAAGAACCUCUCCUACAGUCGCAAAUAACGUUCCCCGCCCAACCUCCUCCAACAAAAAAACGUUCGAAGAUGAGAACGAUGAACGCUUCAGUUUCAGUGAAGAGUUCGUAGUUGCGACAGCUCACCUGUUUAACACAGAGGUGCUCCCCUCUUACCCGGACUACCCAGGUAGCAGCUCGGGUUUGUUGUCACCCAGCGCCUCUGAGCAGAUCCUUCCGCCGCCGCCUGUGCCACAGGCAGGUGAACUUUAUGCAUCGCGCGAUCAGAGCUAUGUUCAUUCGCGGGCAAACUCUCGCUCGGGGGCGGCAGUCGCUUCUCAUUCUCAUGGUCAUGUCAGGGCAACGCCCUAUGUCCCAAUGUCUUCAUCUACCAUCAACAACGAUGCCUCGUUGUACGCAUUAGGUGCCCCUCACUAUGCCGCUCAGAACUACGGCUCCUCUCUUACAGGCUGGGCAGGCUAG